GAAGCUGCUGUUUUUAAGCGGUACUUUACAAUAUCAACAGAAGUGCCUGACUGUAAUACUUUGACUUUAUGAAGAAUUCCUGUCGAUAAAUAUUUAUUUGUGAAGAAACUGAAAAAUGAAUUUAUUUUUACAUUACCCAAAUUUUGAAAAAUUUACGAUCUUUGGUGGAGCGGAGUCUCUUCAACGAGUUAACUUACCUUUUUUACCUUUAACACCCAAAAAUGUGCAAAAGACUGAUAGCAGCCGCCCUUUUGUAGCAUUUUGUGAUGGAUCUGCUUUGAAUAACGGCCUAAAAAACUGUAGAGCAGGCUAUGCUUGUGUUUUUCCUGAUAAUGAACGCUGGAAUAUAGCGAAGGCGAUCCCUCAAACCUCCGUAAGAACUAUAAAUAGGGCAGAAACGAUGGCUGCUAUUGAGGCUGUGAAGAGGGUGAAUUUGGAAGAUCCAACCAUGAAACGUGGUGAACUUUUCCUCGCAACAGAAGAGUUUGGAGCCUUAUUUUUUGCGUUAGCUUUGUUGAUCUACACAGACAGCAAUCUGCUCGUCAAGACUUUUCAAGAGUGGAUUUAUGGAUGGAUGAAAAAUGACUGGCUCACAACUAAUAAGCAGCCCGUUAAAAAUAAAGAUUUGAUCGAUCAGUUUUUACAAUUAAAGGGGGAGCGCAAAGUGUUAUGGGCGCAUGUAUAUUCGCACACGGAUGCCACCGACUGGAAAUCUUUUUGGAACAAUAAAGCUGACCGUUUAGCAAAAGCGGCUGCCCAUAAAUUAAAUAAACUUAAAUUUUAG
This is a messenger RNA of Zophobas morio, 784 nucleotides long. Its product is annotated as ribonuclease H-like. Gene Ontology annotation, molecular function: nucleic acid binding; RNA-DNA hybrid ribonuclease activity. The coding region runs from base 116 to 784 and encodes 222 amino acids. The record is from RefSeq and is a predicted model, not a curated record. NCBI's taxonomy places the organism in Eukaryota, Metazoa, Arthropoda, Insecta, Coleoptera, Tenebrionidae. The transcript has 8 exons. Gene Ontology annotation, biological process: DNA replication, removal of RNA primer.